Molecule: messenger RNA, 1112 nt
Organism: Helianthus annuus (common sunflower)
Lineage: Eukaryota; Viridiplantae; Streptophyta; Magnoliopsida; Asterales; Asteraceae
Product: alkylated DNA repair protein ALKBH8 homolog
Exons: 4
Coding region: 216-992 (258 amino acids)
Biological process (GO): fatty acid metabolic process; DNA damage response
Cellular component (GO): mitochondrial matrix
Source: RefSeq, a predicted model, not a curated record
AUGUUCCCCGAGCCGAUGGCGGCGGUGUUCCUGCUUGAGGACUGAGGUCCCCGCUCCCCUCCCCAAGAAGUGCCCCGCUUACCCUAACACUUUUAAUGGUGUUUGUUUCGUGAACAAAUUUCUUAUUGGUCAAUAGUUAAUAUUAGUAUUCAUCCAGUGUCCCCCAAAAUCAACACAACAUUACAGCAAACCCUAGAAUUUAAAACCCAUUCAAAAUGGACGAUUACAAGAAGCUUAUAGAAGAAGCAUUCGGAGAGUCGUCGGAAGAUAGCGACGACGAUGAUCGUCUCCGGCAGCCGGAAGACUCAAACAUUUCCGGUGAAUCUGAAUUAGUGUUCGGUAAACUGCCUGAAUGGGAACGAAUCAGUGAAAUCAAAGGGUUAAGUUUAUGUAGAGAUUUCUUAACUCCUCAUCAACAAUCAACUUUACUAGCAUCAAUUCUACAACAAGAAGGAUGGUUCACUGAUUCAUCUCACAAUCAGGCUAUGAGGUUUGGUGAUCUUCCAGCAUGGGCGAAUGAACUUUCGACGUGUAUACGAGAGCUUAUCCAGUAUAGUAAUUACGAUCCUGAAUCAACGGACAUAACUAGUGAAAUGGACGGACAAGAUUGCAUAUUUCCUUCAACGCUACUAAACAGAGAGCCUCUCUUUAAUCAACUCAUUGCUAACUCAUACCAGCCAGGUGAGGGUAUUUGUGCGCAUGUUGACCUAAUGCGGUUUGAAGACGGAAUAGCCCUGGUCUCAUUAGAAUCAUCUUGUGUGAUGCAUUUCAGCCGUGUUGAAAACGAAGCUGUUACCGAUAGAAAACAACCCGAGCCCAAGAUCCCUGUGUACUUGACACCCGGAUCUUUACUCUUAAUAUCAGGUGAAGCGCGAUACCAGUGGAAGCAUGAAAUUAACCGCAAACCCGGUUUUCAGAUAUGGGAUGGCUUAGAAAUUGUGCAGAAAAGAAGAACUUCUAUUACAUUAAGGAGGCUCUGCAACAGUGAGUAGUACCCACCGCAAUCUGUAUGUUUUAGUUGUGCUGUGUUCUUUACAAAGUUUUACAUUAUAUAUAAAAUUGUAAGCUAUAUAUUUGAAAUUCUUGAUCCUAAAGUCAUCAUCAUCAUCAUA